GAAUAGUGAAAACAAAAAGAACGUUAGAAUUUGAAGAGGGGAAGAAGAGAGAAGAGCAAAUGGAAUUGCAGGGGGGAUUCCCUCUGCUAGUGCAACAAUACAAAGCAUUAUUCAAGAAAAAUGUGUUACUUGCAUGGCGUAACAAGCCCGCCACAUUCCUACAGCUCUUCUCGUCUUUCUUCUUUAUCUUCCUUCUCUUUUGCAUUAGAACAGCUAACGAAUCGCGCAAGUCUGCUUCCACCUUUGCCAAGGAAUUGCACGAUCCACAGACGAUGGGGGGCCCACCAAUCCCGCCCUGCGAGGACAAGUUUUUCAUUAAGACUCCCUGCUAUGAUUUCAUUUGGAGUGGCAAAGAUAGUAAAACUAUCGGGGAUAUUGUUAGGAAAAUUAUGGCAAAUAAUCCUGGUAGGCCUAUUCCUCCCAACAAGGUUCUAGCAUUCAACACCAAAAAGGAUGUGAAUAAAUGGCUUUUUGAUAAUCCUGUGCGUUGUCCUGCAGCUGUGCACUUUAAAAUACUGAAUGGGAAUAAAAUUGGUUAUAGUCUUCAGACAAACUCCACAGCCGUUGUGAAACGAGGACAAGAAGAAGAUCCAACUUUUAAAUUCCAAAUCCCACUUCAAUUAGCAGCAGAGCGCGAAAUCGCGAGGAGUCUGAUUGGAGAUCCAAAUUUCCCCUGGGAUGUCAGCUUUAAGGAAUAUCCACAUCCUCCUGGUGAUACAUUUAAUGAAGAGGCUUUAACAACAAUAAUUUUUUUCUUGGCAGUUGCUAUAUUUGGUUUUGUCUUCCAAAUCAGUGCUUUAAUCACUGAAAAAGAACUCAAGCUUCGGCAGGCAAUGACUAUGAUGGGUCUUUUUGAUACUGCCUAUUGGUUGUCCUGGGUCACCUGGGAAGCACUCCUCUCAUUUUUCUCUUCUGUGCUCACUGUGAUCUUUGGAAUGAUGUUUCAAUUUGAUUUUUUCUUGCGCAAUAACGUAAUAGUCGUGUUCCUUCUGUUUUUCCUCUUCCAACUUACUAUGGUUUCCUUUGCAUAUUGGCUGUCUGCUUUCACUACCAAAGCAGCUUCAGCGACAACUCUGGCUUUCGUCAUCUUUAUUGUUGGUUUCAUUACUAUGGUCAUUUCAAAUCUUGGAUUUCCCUACAGCCCUCAGUUUAAAGCUGACUAUAGGACUUUAUGGUCACUGUUCCCGCCAAAUCUUCUUACUAUAGGUCUUCAGUUACUUACUAAAGCAACUGAAAGUCCUAAAGAUCCUGGUAUUAACUGGAGUAAUGUGGCAAAGUGUUUACCUAAAGAACCAGGCUGUGUAGUUACCAUGCAAGAUGUGUAUAUACUGCAUGUGAAAACGUUUUUUUUCUGGUUCGUUCUGGCUAUAUACUUUGACAACAUAAUUCCAAAUAUCUCUGGUGUGAGAAAAUCAAAAUUCUACUUCCUAUAUCCUGGGUACUGGACUGGAAAUGGUGGAAGUAGGGUAAAAGAGGGAGGAAAUAAUAGCUGCUGUUCAGGUUCAUUGCCACGGUUGGAACCUAUUACACCAGAUGACGAAGAUGUUCUUAAAGAAGAAACCACCGUUAAACAGCAAGCUACGGAAGGUGGAUCUUCCAACAUUGCAGUUCAAAUACGCGGUCUUGUUAAGACAUAUCCUGGAAAGUCAAAAGGUUGCUGCAAAAGGAGUCCUCCUUUCCAUAGUGUCAAGGGCUUAUGGUUGAACGUUGAAAAGGAUCAGUUACUUUGUAUGCUUGGGCCCAAUGGAGCUGGGAAAACUACUACUAUAAGUUGUUUGACUGGGAUUAACCCUGUUACUGCAGGAGAUGCAUCUGUAUAUGAUCAGUCCAUACGAAGCUCUAUGGGCAUGACAAACAUUCGAAGGAUGAUGGGAGUUUGCCCCCAGUUUGAUAUUCUUUGGGAUGCAUUAUCUGGUGAAGAGCACCUUCAGCUUUUUGCCAACAUUAAAGGUCUACCCCCUGCUGAAAUAGACACGGUGGUAGCACAACUAUUAUCCCAGUCAAAAAUCACAAAGGUGGCAGCCAAGAUGAGAUCUUCUAGUUACAGUGGAGGAAUGAAACGAAGACUUAGUGUUGCUGCAGCUCUUAUUGGAGAUCCAAAGUUGGUUAUUUUGGACGAACCGACUACUGGUAUGGAUCCGAUAACUCGAAGGCAUGUUUGGGACAUAAUUGAGAAUGCGAAAAAAGGGCGUGCCAUUAUCUUGACAACCCAUUCAAUGGAAGAAGCUGAUGUCUUAAGCGACCGCAUUGCUAUCAUGGCAAAGGGAAGGCUUCGUUGCAUCGGAACUUCAAUAAGGUUGAAAUCAAGAUUUGGAACUGGUUUCAUUGCUAAUGUGGGAUUUUCUAGUGAAACAUCAUCUCAACCUGAAGCUGUGAAACAGUUCUUUAGAAGACGCUUAGAUGUGGUGCCUAAAGAAGAAAGCAAGUCCUUCCUAACCUAUGUUAUUCCUCAUGACAAGGAGAGUCUGUUGACGGAAUUCUUUGCUGAGCUUCAAGCUAGAGAAAGUGAAUUUGGUAUAAAAGACAUCCAGCUAGGUCUUACAACUCUUGAAGAAGUUUUCAUGAACAUAGCUAGGCAGGCAGAACUGGAAACUGCAAUAGCUGAAGGAAAAUUUACAACUCUUACAUUGAGCUCAGGGAUCUCUCUUGAAGUACCUGCAGGAUCAAGAUUUGUGGGAAUUCCAGGAACAAAAUCUCCACAGAAUCCUGGAGGAAUUAUGGUGGAAGUAUAUUGGGAGCCAGAUGAAUCUGGUAGUCUUUGUAUUUCUGGCCACUCAGAUGAAAUGCCAAUACCACCUCAUAUUCAACUAAGUGAUCCUCCAAACACCAAAUCAGCUAAAAAACGGGGAAUUGUAAUCGACCCUGCAGAACUCAAAAAGGAGUCAUAACAAAGUAUUACUAGGAAAUAUAGGGACUGAGGUACAUAAACUCAGAUAAAGUAAGAGAUCACAAGGGUCUACUGUGUAUAGUCUUAUACUAUCAGUCUGAAUUUACCAUAAGCCACUACCGCUUCAAAGGUGAAACUCUAGGUCUUAGUUAACUUGACGAACUAUUUUCGAUAGGAGUUCAAAGGUUUUGCAUAUCGAUAUCAUUUAAGUGUAUAGGACCAUAUGUAAUUAACAUGUAAAUGUUGUGAUUUUCUUGUAUCACAA
Messenger RNA from Lycium barbarum (goji berry), 3152 nucleotides. RefSeq names its product ABC transporter A family member 2-like. Gene Ontology annotation, molecular function: lipid carrier activity; ATP binding; ATP hydrolysis activity. Gene Ontology annotation, biological process: transmembrane transport; lipid transport. The record is from RefSeq and is a predicted model, not a curated record. The transcript has 16 exons. Lineage: Eukaryota; Viridiplantae; Streptophyta; Magnoliopsida; Solanales; Solanaceae. Gene Ontology annotation, cellular component: membrane; intracellular membrane-bounded organelle. Bases 60 to 2888 code for a protein of 942 amino acids.